CGUCGGCGUGCCUCAGAGCGCGUGCCCGUACUGCCCCAUCGCGUGGUCUUCCUUGGCUUCCAUAUUGCAGCGGUAUAACCUCGGGAGGGCCGCCCGGUGACUGAGCAGAACCAGCGCCCGCCGUCCAGGCCGCAGCCCUUCGCGUGCAGAGAGAGAGACAGACAGACGAGAGAGCCAGCCCGGGGUGGUGGGACAUGGCCACUCAGGUAGAGGCUCCGCUCAUGCCGCCGCCCCUGCAGCAGCCAGCGGCGGCACCGGACUCAGACGAGGGCAAGCAGGAGCUGGCACCGGAGGGCGACGAAGGGCUGGGGCGCAGGGAGUUUGUGGAAGCUCCCCCGCCUAAGGUGAACCCCUGGAUCAAGAGCAGCGGGGUGAAUGGACAACACUCGGCAGACCCUCCAAUCCCUGCCAAGGUGGUGAAGGCCGGUAUUCCCCGAACAAGACGAGGCAGCAAGGUUGGGGAUUUUGGUGAUGCCACCAAUUGGCCGACCCCUGGAGAGAUUGCCCAUAAAAGCACGCCGCCGCCUCAAAAACUACAACCAUCCAGAAAGUCUUUUGGGAAGAAGGAAAUGAAGGAAGAAAGUGCAGAUGGGAAGGAGAACCAAAGAGUGAAGUCAGAUGAGUCUAGUGAGGAGAAGAAUGGGGACGACGAUGGACAGAGAUCGACUCAUAAAAAGAAAGGAAAUAAACACAAGUGGGUUCCCCUGCAAAUUGAAAUGAAACCUGAGGGGCAGCGAGACAAAACCACCUCGAGGAACAAUCGCCAGAAUGAACAGCAGCGUCACUCUUUGAAUCGGAGCGACCCCAAAGCUUGGUAUUCGGAUAGCAAACAAGAGAGGGAGUGGCCGGAUUAUGAUGACACCUCUAGCGUGAAAAGCGAAGGUGCUGUCCGUGGUGGUUUCAGAGGACGUGGUCGAGGACGGGGCAGAGGGAGAGGACGCGGCCGAGGGGGCAUGCGCUCUCACUUUGAUUACCAGUAUGGGUACAGGAAGUUCGAUGGUACAGAUGGUCCUCGAAGUGCGAAAUAUCCCACUAAUAUUACUUACUACUAUGACAACAUGAGCAGCUCAGAUCUGUACAGUGUGGAUCAGGAGCUACUGAUGGAUUACAUCAAGAGGCAGAUAGAAUAUUACUUCAGUGUGGACAACCUGGAGAGAGACUUUUACCUGCGUAAAAGAAUGGAUUCUGAUGGUUUCCUGCCUAUAGAGUUAAUAGCCACCUUCCAUAGAGUGCAAGCUCUUACCACUGACGUUGGGUUGAUAGUCAAAGCAUUAAAAGACAGCAAAGUGGUAGAGGUAAUUGAUGCGAAAGUUCGUACAAAGGAGCAGCCUAAUAUCUGGCCUCUAGGCAUUCCAGCAGAUGCUUCUCAGACAGACUUUUCCCAACUUAUCAACUGUCCAGAGUUCGUACCCCGGCAAGGAUCUCAGAAGGAGACAGAAUCAGCCCCUGGAUCACCGAGAUCCUCCAGCCCCGCUAUGCCCUCAAAGUCCGAGGCGGUUAGUAACCUGAAGACUAUGCCAAAGGGGCUGUCGGCAAGUUUGCCAGACCUGGACUCUGAGAGCUGGAUAGAAGUCAAGAAGAGGCCACGACCUUCUCCAGCCAGGAUAAAGAAGCCAGAGGACGUGAAGUCCCCACAGCAAGCGAUGGCCCCUGCGGUGACCCCUCAGAAACCCUCAAAGGACCAGGACGAGCCAGAGGAGCUGGACUUCAUGUUCGAUGAGGAGAUGGAGCAGAUGGACGGCCGCAAGAACACCUUCACUGACUGGUCAGACGAGGACUCGGACUUUGAGAUCGAUGACCGGGAUGUAAACAAAAUCCUCAUAGUCACACAGACCCCACCGUCCCUGCGCAAGCACCCUGGAGGAGACCGCACAGGAAACCACACGUCCCGGGCCAAGAUGAGCUCUGAAUGGGCCAAAGUGAUAAACGAUGGCCUGUAUUACUACGAGCAGGAUCUAUGGACAGAGACAUUUGAGCCCGAGUAUUCACAAAUUAAGCAAGAGGUGGAGAACUUUAAAAAAGUGAACAUGAUCAGCCGAGAGCAGUUUGACACCUUAACGCCAGAACCUCCAGUUGAUCCCAAUCAAGAAGUUCCUCCAGGUCCCCCCAAAUUUCAGCAAGUUCCCACAGACGCCUUGGCCAACAAGCUGUUUGGUGCUCCUGAACCUUCCACCAUCGCCCGCUCCUUACCGACCACAGUCCCAGAAUCUCCAAACUAUCGCAAUGCACGAACGCCACGUACCCCACGCACCCCUCGAUUGAAGGAUCCUACGCUCACGCCACGGUUUUAUCCUGUUGUGAAGGAGGCCAGAUCGAUCGAUGCAAAGACGCCAAGAAAAAGGAAAACACGCCACAGUUCUAAUCCACCCAUGGAGUGCCACGUUGGGUGGGUGAUGGACUCCAGGGAACAUCGACCUCGAACUGCCUCUGUGAGCUCCAACGCUAGCCCUUCGGAGGGGGCUCCAGCUCUGAGCAGUUUUGGAUGUACACCUCAGUCUCUGCCAAAGUUCCAGCAUCCUUCCCACGAGCUGCUGAAGGAGAAUGGAUUCACACAACACGUUUACCACAAGUACCGCCGACGUUGCCUUAAUGAGAGGAAACGGCUAGGCAUUGGCCAGUCCCAGGAAAUGAACACACUGUUUCGAUUCUGGUCCUUCUUCCUACGUGAUCAUUUCAAUAAGAAGAUGUACGAAGAGUUUCGACAACUCUCUGUAGAGGAUGGAAAGGAAGGAUACAGGUACGGUUUGGAGUGCCUCUUCCGAUACUACAGCUAUGGUCUAGAGAGAAAGUUCAGAGUGGACAUUUUCCGGGACUUCCAGGAAGAAACCAGGAGGGAUUAUGAAACGGGUCAACUAUAUGGGCUUGAGAAAUUCUGGGCCUUUCUGAAAUACUCCAAAGCCAAAAACCUGGAUAUUGAUCCAAAGUUGCAGGAAUACCUGAGCAAGUUCCGACGGCUAGAGGAUUUCCGAGUAGAUCCCCCAAUUGGAGAGGAUGGAGGAUCUCGAAGGCGACCCUCCUUGUCAGGAGAAGGCAGAAGAAGGUAUCCUUCACAGUCUUCCAGCAAAGGAUCCAGUCAUCAGUCCCAUUCAGCAUCCCACAACUCCAAGGAGGAUGUCAAAGGCCAAAGCCAACCCUCCACUGCCACCCCGGAUUCCCAGACACCGGGUGGGGAGAAGUAGCAUGGAUCUAUUUGGAGAGAUGGAGGGUUUUGGGGAGGGAACAUUAGGGAAAUUUCCUUAGUGUGGAGGGAGGUGAUGGUUCAAACUUGGUAUGGACCCUCUACUACCUUUAGGGAAAUGAUUCUGCUUUAAACAGAGACUCCUUAUUCUGGAGACAAUGGACUGUUCCCACGGCUUACCUGCCAGGGUGGCGGAUGUUCAUCCUGCAAAGGAAGAGAAUCUUAGUUUGCUUUAGGGGUAUGAAAUUUUAGGGGUUUUUUUUCCUACCUUCUAGCAGGAACCUGGAGGAAAGGGCUGGAGGAGUUGGGAGGCAGACAUUUUUUUCUUUUUCUUUCUUCUUUUAUUUUAUUUUUUUUAAAUUAUUGAAUUGCUGCCCUCCCUCUACGCAGGGGUGGCCGAACAAGUGCAGGACUCAUCUCUCCUGUAACUGCUGAACGGACAAAGCAGAGGUUUGCUGUUACAGGCUCGGGAGGAUGAAACAUCACCACUCCUAUCUGCAUCUGAGCUACUUGUAUUUCACUCUAGACUCCGCCCUCUUCAUCUUUGGCUCUUGGAUGGAUUCCUCCCCUGGACACAACUGAGGAUCCGACAAUCGGCCAUUAAGGAGGCGCUGCUGCUUUCUUGUGGCUUCUGUACUACAGCAAAACCUUUUAAACCCCCUUGGCACACAGCCCACUGCUUUCACCACAGCCUGCAUCUUACUUUUAUUUUUCUUUUUAAAGAUAUAUAUAUUUUUAUUUGUUUUGUUUUAUUGUCACUGCAGACUGU
Messenger RNA from Nanorana parkeri, 3947 nucleotides. It is a transcript of the gene LARP1, whose product is annotated as La ribonucleoprotein domain family member 1. Gene Ontology annotation, cellular component: cytosol; cytoplasmic stress granule. Gene Ontology annotation, biological process: positive regulation of translation; mRNA stabilization. The coding region runs from base 195 to 3179 and encodes 994 amino acids. The transcript is spliced from 19 exons. Gene Ontology annotation, molecular function: RNA cap binding. NCBI's taxonomy places the organism in Eukaryota, Metazoa, Chordata, Amphibia, Anura, Dicroglossidae. The record is from RefSeq and is a predicted model, not a curated record.